Aedes aegypti (yellow fever mosquito) is the source of this 1715-nucleotide messenger RNA. It is a transcript of the gene NitFhit, whose product is annotated as nitrilase and fragile histidine triad fusion protein NitFhit. The coding region runs from base 121 to 1575 and encodes 484 amino acids. Lineage: Eukaryota; Metazoa; Arthropoda; Insecta; Diptera; Culicidae. Gene Ontology annotation, biological process: nucleobase-containing compound metabolic process. The transcript is spliced from 5 exons. The record is from RefSeq and is a predicted model, not a curated record. Gene Ontology annotation, molecular function: bis(5'-adenosyl)-triphosphatase activity; hydrolase activity, acting on carbon-nitrogen (but not peptide) bonds, in linear amides.
GGCGCCAUCAGCUGUUCUGUGUUUAUGUUUUGUCGUGAUAAACAAUUUCGCGCACUGAUAAGAAAAGCACACAGUGAUAAAUUAGACGCAAAUUUGUGAUUGAAUAAUCAAGCAGAUUGAAUGCAGUCGUCAUUUUUACUAAUGAGUGGUGCUCUGCUGGCAAGACGUAUCAGCGGCAUUCAACGAUUCGCAUCAAGAAACAUGUCGACCGCCAGUGGUGCCCUGCGAACCGGUUCCAGCCCGAGGAUUGCCAUCGCUCAGAUGCGCUCCACCAACGACAAGGACCACAACAUGGCCCAGGUGAAGACGAUCAUCCAGAGGGCCAAAGACCAGCAAGCUAUCUUUGUGUUCUUUCCGGAAUGUUGCGACUACGUGGGAAGCAAUCGAGAGGAGACGCUGAAGCUGUCCGAACCCCUAACCGGUCGGACGGUGGCUGAGUACAAGCAGCUAGCCAAGGACAACGGGCUUUGGCUGUCGAUGGGUGGCGUCCACGAAUCGAUAGCGGAAUCGGAUUCAAAAUCAAAGACCGGAGAUGUUCAGAACAUCUACAACACUCACAUUGUGAUAGACAACGAGGGGCAGCUGGUGGCCCAGUACCGGAAGUUGCACAUGUUCAACGUUGUGACGCCGGAGUUCAAGUUCCGGGAAUCGGAAACGGUGCGCUCGGGGAGUGAGCUGGUGCCCCCGAUCGAAACUCCAAUCGGACGAGUAGGAUUGCAAAUUUGCUACGACGUCCGGUUCGCGGAAGCAAGCACUCUGCUUCGGAAGCAGGGAGCGGAAAUCCUGACGUACCCCUCGGCCUUUGCCGUCUCAACGGGUCGAGCGCACUGGGAAGUUUUACUCCGGGCGCGGGCCAUCGAGAACCAGUGCUUCGUGAUAGCAGCGGCCCAAAUAGGUUUCCACAACAAAAAGCGGGAAAGUUACGGACACGCCAUGGUCGUCAAUCCCUGGGGUGUCAUCCUGGGGCAGGCUAGUCAACAGGACUUGGAUGUGGUCGUUGUAGAUCUAGACUUUGGAAAACUGGCCAACGUGCGCCAGAAUAUGCCCUGUUUCGAGCAUCGGAGAGACGACAUUUACAAUCUGUCCUACCGGAAGGGCACCGCCAAGUUGGAGAACUUUGACGAAAAGUACAACUUUGGCGGGUACGACAUUCCAAAAGAUACGGUUUUCUACUCUUCAGAGCUGUGCUAUGCCUUCGUCAAUAUCCGUUGCGUCGUUCCUGGACACGUUCUCGUGUCGACUAAGCGGUGGGCAGCCCGAAUGCCGGACCUGACCCCGGCGGAAAUCAACGACUUCUUCCAAACGGUGUGCAAGGUGCAGAAGGUGGCCGAGAGUUUGUACGGUGGAUCGUCGGCCACCGUCACGGUCCAGGAUGGCCCCGAUGCCGGACAGACCGUGUUUCAUGUGCACUGCCACGUGAUGCCCCGACACCAAGGGGACUUUCCCGAGAACGAUCAAAUCUACGGAGAGCUGAACAUGCACGAUAAGGAACCGGAACGGCCCCGUCGAUCGCUGGAAGAAAUGCGUGCCGAAGCGGACCGGUUUCGGGAGGAGUUUGCCCGGAUGGGACUGUGAGGUUGGCUUUUUAUGGGGUAUUAUGGUUUUAUACAUGUUAUGUAUAACGCUAAGAUAAUCAACGUUGAAUUAUGGGUGAAACGCUAUAUUUUAUGAAAUUAAAAUUUUAUUUGUCUUCGAACGUUCCUAAUAUUUUAUAA